UUUUUCUCGAAUUUGCGCCAUCAUUUGAUUUCGCGCUUUGCCGUUGAUAGGAUCGCGGAUUUCGAGCAAAUUUUCGAUUUUAAAGUUCCCAAUUUAUUUAGAAACAUGGCCCCGACAUCGGCCAAAGUAAGUCCAGCCAAACGGCAGACCAAAUCUCAACGGUCCGGUCUUACCUUUCCUGUAGGUCGCGUAGCGAGCUUCCUGAAGAGGGGUAACUACGCCAACCGAAUUGGAACCGGUGCCAGUAUCUAUCUUGCCGCUACCCUCGAAUAUCUGGUGGCGGAAAUCCUAGAACUGUCCGGAAAUGCUGCCAGGGAUAACAAGAAAAGCCGCAUCAUUCCGCGCCACAUCCAGCUGGCCGUUCGAAAUGACGAAGAGUUGAGUGUGCUUCUGCGUGGGGUCAGCAUUUCCGAAGGCGGAGUGCUUCCUAACAUUCAAGCCGUUUUGCUGCCGAAGAAAACUGGUUCCGGUGCCAAGAAGUCGGCCGAAAACAUCGCCAGUCAGGACUAUUGAGCAGCAUUGAUUAACAGCGUUUUAUUACUUAUUAUUUUAAUUCUCUUAUUUUUAAGUCCUCUGAAUUCGACGUUAAUUAACAUUUCUUUUUAAAAGAUGUAAGUCCGUUUUGAUUAUUGUUGUAACAUGUAAGAUUAUUGAUAUUUGAAAUAGCAUAUCUGUACAAAUGUGCAGUCGAGCGAUGAACUUGUAAAACUGACGUACCUCUCUAAUAAACUUAAAAAUUAUUUUAAAA
Messenger RNA from Uranotaenia lowii, 748 nucleotides. Its product is annotated as histone H2A, sperm-like. NCBI's taxonomy places the organism in Eukaryota, Metazoa, Arthropoda, Insecta, Diptera, Culicidae. The record is from RefSeq and is a predicted model, not a curated record. Gene Ontology annotation, molecular function: protein heterodimerization activity; DNA binding; structural constituent of chromatin. The transcript is spliced from 2 exons. Gene Ontology annotation, cellular component: nucleosome. Bases 106 to 513 code for a protein of 135 amino acids.